Molecule: messenger RNA, 832 nt
Organism: Danio rerio (zebrafish)
Lineage: Eukaryota; Metazoa; Chordata; Actinopteri; Cypriniformes; Danionidae
Gene: nxf1a
Product: nuclear RNA export factor 1a
Biological process (GO): mRNA export from nucleus; mRNA processing; mRNA transport
Cellular component (GO): nucleoplasm; organelle envelope; cytoplasm
Molecular function (GO): RNA binding; nucleic acid binding
Source: RefSeq, marked predicted
GGACGGCCAUGUUCUUUCCCUUCCAAUCUGUUUUGAGGUUGAAACAAGCUCAAACAUCCCUCUUUGCAAGGGCAGCCACUUUGUCUCCAAUGAAAUUCAGGGUCUCAUUCAGCGUUUUCUGGAGCAGUAUUACAGUAUCUAUGACUCUGGGGACAGACAGCCGCUGCUGGAGGCGUAUCAUGAGAGUGCCUGCUUCUCUCUCUGUCUGCCAUCCAUAAGUAAUCCCUCCAGGUACAAACUGGACUAUUUCAAAAACAGUCGCAAUGUCAAGAACAUCAAAGAUUCCCCCACUCGUUUUCGCUUGCUAAAGCACACCCGCCUGACUGUGGUUGCGUGCCUAAAUGAACUCCCAAAGACCCAGCAUGACAUUAAUUCAAUCAACGUUGAUGUCAACGCAUAUGCGAGCACUUUGUUAGCGUUCACAGUGAGUGGAGUGUUCAAGGAGGUUGAUGACCAAUCAGAGGACUUAUUCAAAGCAUUUUCCAGAGUCUUCGUCACAGUUCCAGCUCAGAAUUCUGGUUUGUGUAUCGUGAAUGACGAGCUCUUUGUGAGGAAUACCACCAUGGAGGAGAUCCAGUGUGCAUUUACAACACCGACCCAGAGCCCGUCAAGCAGCCCAGUGCCCAUCCUCUCUGCAUACCAGCAGGAGAUGCUCUCCGCCUUCUCCCAGAUGUCUGAAAUGAACCUGCAAUGGUCUCAAAAGUGAGCAGAGAAAGCAAAACAUGCCCUUAUAUCAUAGAACCAAAUAUCUGUGUGGAGAUCAAAAUUAGAGAACAAAUUCUGAACACAUGAAUUGGAUAAAAAAAAUUUAAUUAGUAAAACUUUAACAAAA